AUGUCUCGCAGGUGGAUCUUGACUGGCCAAAGCGGCUUUGAGACAAGCCUCAAGUACGAGGAAAAUGUGCCGCGGUACGAUAAUUUGGCACCUAACGAGGUUCUAGUGGAGCUCCACGGUGCCAGCUUGAACUAUCGCGAACUCGCGAUCGCGGAUACGGAGGGCACAGCAGCAACUGCCGGCGUUAUUCGACAACACGUCGUGCCUGGUUCUGAUGGUGCCGGCAUUGUCAAGGCGAUUGGUAGUUCCAUAACGGCUUUCAAGACCGGCGACCAUGUCGUCACUCACCUAGCACCUAAACAUGCCGAGCGUUGUGGUGAUGAUGAGUUGCCGAUCUAUCAGGACAUUGUAGAGGGUCUGGGUCAGACUGUCGACGGAACCCUACAGUCGGAAGGCAUAUUCAUAGAAAGCGGGCUCGUUCCGGUCCCUAAAUCUCUUGGCUGGACGGAAGCUGCAACUUUGACUUGCAGCGGUCUUACAGCGUGGAACGCACUCUUCGGCCUCAAAGGCAGAGAACCCCGUUCCGGUGCGUGGGUCCUUGUCCAAGGAACCGGCGGCGUGAGCAUUGCCGCGCUCCAGCUGGCAGUAGCUGCUGGGGCCACCGUUGUCGCGACGACUUCGUCCGUUGAAAAGGAGGAGAGGCUGAAGGCACUCGGCGCGAGCCACACGAUCAGCUAUCGAGAGAAUCCCGACGACUGGGGUGUCAAGACGAGGAAGUUCACUCCAAAUCAAGCUGGGUUCGACAUUGUUGUCGACGUUGCCGGCAACGAUUCACUAUCUCAAUCGAUCAGCGCGGUGAAGACAAACGGUAUGGUUGUCUCUGCAGGCUUAGUCGGAGGCAAGGCCGAGGUUGUACCCAUGCUGAGUGCUCUCAUGCGUCCAUGCAUUGUAAGGGGUGUGAUCUUGGGAAGUCGGGCACAAUUCCGAGAUAUGGUUCGUUUUAUCGAAGAGAAGAAUGUCAAACCCGUCGUCGACGGCGAGGUUUUUGAGCUCGCAGAGGCAAAGGCCGCUUAUGCGCGACUGAAGGAGAAGAAGCACUUCUCGAAGGUUGUUAUCAAAGUUGACCACUGA
Molecule: messenger RNA, 1071 nt
Organism: Colletotrichum fioriniae
Lineage: Eukaryota; Fungi; Ascomycota; Sordariomycetes; Glomerellales; Glomerellaceae
Molecular function (GO): oxidoreductase activity
Source: RefSeq, a predicted model, not a curated record